GUUUUCCUAUACAGAACACUCUUACACUUCCAUUGAACAUCAUCAUGUGAAUUGGAAAAUGUUAUCAUGGUGUUUGAAUAACCGAAAAAGAACGCAAGGAUUUUAUAUGUAGUUAUUUUCAUAAAAGAUAAAUAUACAUUUAUUUGGAUUGUAAAUUAAGAUUGAACGUGUUAGUUGAAUUAAAUAUGAUUUUUAUUUGUGAAUUUACAGAAGGAUGAGUAUUGACUAAAAGAGAAAAAUUCAGUAAAAACCAGUUUAUAAUUGUAUUGAAUCAUAAAUGUUAAGAAGGAUGUUUUUUCUCGGAACAAUGUGACUUUCGUUGUGUAUAACGUUUGAAUCAGUUGUAUUAGACCAAAUAUGGCACUAAUUGUACAGAAAAUGAAGCGAUUGUGUGAGGAAAGGGUAAGACAAGAACCCCCUAGAUCAGGAUUGUACUGUAAUGCAACAUGGGAUGGUGCGAUGUGUUGGGACUUUACAUCAGCGGGUUCUACAGCAAAACAGCAUUGCGCAAAAUAUAUUCCAAGUUUUAAUCCAUCAGAAUUUGCGACACGAGAAUGUUUGCCAGAUGGUACAUGGAAACCAAACUUUGUAGAAACAAACAAUACUGUUGGUUGGACCAAUUAUACAAAUUGCCUUCGUAAUAACCCAAAACCCCAGGUUCCGAUAGACAAAAAUGAUCAUCUAACACGUAUACAACUGAUGUCAGAGAUAGGCUACGGAAUAUCAUUGGCAUCACUUAUCGUAGCUGUAACAAUUAUGAUAGCGUCUAGACGGCUUCACUGCAAAAGUAACGUGCUACAUAUAAACCUAUUCUGUGCAUUUAUUCUACGAGCUUCGGUUUCUUUUCUAAAAUCGUCAUUCUUUGUUGACGAUAUUGGUUUAGAGAAAGACAUUAUUCGUAAUCCAGGAGGGACCAUAGAAUUUAAAGAAAAUGGACUGCAUUGGGAAUGUAAGUUGAUAGUGAGUAUAUUUAUGUAUUCCGUUGCGACUAGUAUGAUGUGGAUCUUGAUGGAGGGACUAUAUCUACAUAUGCUUGUAUACAAAACACUUUUUACAGAGAGACAUGGUACACGCUUAUAUGUGUUAUUCGGUUGGUUUUCUUCAUUCACCUUUGUGACACCAUGGAUUGUAGUACGAAUUUUCAAGGACAACGAUUUGUGUUGGAAUCGGCAAAAUACGGGUGGAUAUUUUUGGAUUAUUAAAGCACCAAUGCAUCUUUCUAUUCUUAUAAAUUUUCUAUUUUUCAUCAAUAUUGUGAGAGUGCUAUGCGUAAAGUCAAAGUUAAGUCGACAUGUAAAAAGUGAUGCAAAGUACUGGAGGAAGACUGCAAAGUUUGUUUUGGUGCUUUUACCACUAUUUGGGGUGGUAUAUAUUGCGUUUAACGCUUACCCGGUUGGUGUGUUUAGUAUGGAAGCAGAUUUCAUUUACCUGUAUUGUGAAAUGUUUUAUAAUUCAUUCCAAGGAUUUGUUUUAGCUUUGUUGUUUUGCUUCCUUAACGAAGAGGUACAGAAUGAAAUACGAAAAUGGUGUUUCAAACGAAGAUUAAAUUCAAACAACACACGUUCCAUUUUACUCUCUUCUUGGCGUAAAUCGUCACGGAGAAUGUCACGUGAUACGACACGUGAUACCCGUAUCAGCAGCGACUGCAAUAUUCACCCAAAUGGCACAUGUACUGAUACGUGCAAAUUGAAUAAUAUGUGUCAUGAACAUGCUACAUGGCCACGCAAAAGUCGUGCAAUGACAAAAGAGAAAUUCAAAACAUUAUCAUGGCAGAGUGAACAUAAUGACUGUGUAAAGGGUGAACCUGACAGUUUAACUUUUGGGGAGGGUGAGGUUUAAAAAGUUGUGUUUAAAGAAAAUUUACCUGUACAUGAACAAAUUGUUGCUGCUUCAUGGAUACAUAGAUUUACAUAGAUUUACAUUUAAUUUAUCAUUUGUGAGACAAAAAACAUGUAAAUGAUAUGUGUAUCUAUGUUUUUAAUAUUUUGGAAAGUAAAGUAUCAUUAAAUGCUAUUAUUGUCCAAUAAGUUGAUAAUCAUUAUUUAAGACUGUAUACUUAUUUUAAGUAAUUUGAUACUGUCAACUGUUAUAAGUACAUGUAGUUUGCAGCUAGCAUCUUUACUUAUCUGAUGUAGGCAAACUUAUAAGUUAGGAUAUAUCUUUUCAAAAUGGGAUUUUACAUCACUACCGCAAAUGAAACUGCUAUUCUUUCAACUACAUUCGUUGGAAAAGAAUAUAGUUGUUGAUUCUUUCUAAAUUCAAUUGCUGCCUUAGCCAUUUCAUUAUGCAUUUAAACAGUUCCACAAAAUUGUAAUAUUGAACGUCUCUAUUAUAAUAUCUUUCAUAACAUGACAAAAAAAAAGUUGAUUAUAAAUACAAUGA
Messenger RNA from Ruditapes philippinarum (Manila clam), 2382 nucleotides. Its product is annotated as secretin receptor-like. The record is from RefSeq and is a predicted model, not a curated record. The coding region runs from base 358 to 1839 and encodes 493 amino acids. Gene Ontology annotation, molecular function: peptide hormone binding; G protein-coupled peptide receptor activity. Gene Ontology annotation, cellular component: plasma membrane. The transcript has 13 exons. Gene Ontology annotation, biological process: adenylate cyclase-modulating G protein-coupled receptor signaling pathway; cell surface receptor signaling pathway. Lineage: Eukaryota; Metazoa; Mollusca; Bivalvia; Venerida; Veneridae.